Molecule: messenger RNA, 1836 nt
Organism: Spathaspora passalidarum NRRL Y-27907
Lineage: Eukaryota; Fungi; Ascomycota; Pichiomycetes; Serinales; Debaryomycetaceae
Product: basic amino acid transporter
Exons: 1
Coding region: 1-1836 (611 amino acids)
Biological process (GO): transmembrane transport
Molecular function (GO): transmembrane transporter activity
Source: RefSeq, a predicted model, not a curated record
AUGAACAGAGACGAGAUUGCUACUGCAAAUUCAACUAGUGCGGCUGUUGACCUUGAAGGCCAAGAUAACCCCCACAAGAAAUUUAAGGAGGCUGAUGCAGGUGAUGGUACAAAAAGAGAAGAUCAGUUUUUACAUGGAACACAUUUAGUACUUUGUUUUAUUUCUUUGUUCUUGUGUCUUUUCAUUUUUGCAUUGGAUCAAACCAUCGUAGUUACCAUUUUAACUACUGUUGGUAAUAAAUUCAAUGAUUUCUCCAAUGUUGCUUGGUUAUCGUCUGGUUUCUUGUUGACUAUGGCUGUUUUCAUUCAACCUUUUGGAAAAUUAUCAAUCAUUUUCGGUCGUAGAUGGACCAUGGUUGCAGCCGUAGUUAUCUUCGAGGCUGGUUCCCUUAUGUGUGCAUUAGCUAACAAUAUGAAUGUUUUAAUUGGAGGCAGAGUGUUAGCUGGUAUUGGAGGUUCUGGUAUUCAAGGACUCGCGUUUGUGAUUAUUACAGAAAUUGUCCCAAUUAACAAGAGACCAGUUGGUAUGGCGAUUGUAGCUGUGACAUUCGCUGUUUCUUCUGUACUUGGACCAUUGAUUGGUGGUGCGUUUACUUCUCAUGUUAGUUGGAGAUGGGCGUUCUACAUCAACUUGCCUAUUGGUGGUAUUGCCAUGGCAUUUUUCUUGUACUCCUUCAGACCACCAACUCCUAAAGGAAAUUAUAUCAAGCAAUUGAAGGAGUAUGAUUAUUUGGGAACAUUCUUGUUAAUUUCUGGGUCGGUAUUAUUUUUGUUGGCAUUAACCUUUGGUGCUUCUGAUUUUAGUUGGGACUCAGGGGCAGUUAUUUCUUGUUUUAUUUUAGGUCCUGUCUUGUUGAUUUUAUUCUGUAUUUGGAACUUCAGGUUCUCAAAGAAUCAAAUUAUACCCACAGAUGUUGUAAUUGUUCCUCAAAUUAUUGCUUCAGUAUUAGCACUUGCUGGUAUUUUUUCAGCCUUUAUUGCAGCCUUGAUUUACUUGUCAGUUUAUUUCCAAGUUGUGAAGGACCACUCAGCCAUGGGUGCAGGUUUACAUUUAUUGCCAUGCAUUAUUGCUGUGGUUCUUUGUUCCAUCUUUUCCGGGGUUAUGAUUCAAAAAUUCAGAUAUGUUAAAGUGUUUAAUGUUGUUUCAGGAGUUGUAGGAGUGAUAGGCACGGGUAUUUUGGCAUUGUUAAAGGUUGACUCAUCUUUCGGCACCCAAGUUGGAUUAUUAAUUCCUCUCGGUAUUGCAACUGGUUUACAAAUGCAGCCUUCAAUCAUGUCGGCCCAGAUUAAAGCUCCAAAGACACCAGGUGGAUUAAUUAUGACGACAAUUUUUAUCACAUUUUGCAGAUCGCUUUUGGCAGCGAUUGCUGGUGAUUUAGCCGACGCUGUUUUUAAUACAUCCUUGAGAAACAUUUAUUCCAAAGCUAUCCAAGAACCAGCCAAUGCUUCAGUUGCCCAACAGUUGCAAAAUGUUCAAUUGGACAGUUUGAUUUCUUCAAAUUCAGUAUUGAGUACUUUGAGCCCAGAAGCCACUUUGUUCAUCAAAGAACAAAUGGUGAAAUCAAUGAGAAAUGUCUAUUAUAUGUGUAUUGGGUUUGCGGUUAUUAGUUUUGUCGCAAGUCUAUUUGUCACCAACAAGAACGUUCCUAAGAAUGUUGAUAUGGGCGAGAAAGUAGAACAAGAGGAGAAAUUUGAAGAAAAAACUAGCGAGCCAAGAACUAGCUCUGGAUCUGAUGAAAAUAUAAGUGUGCAAUCAGAUAUUGAUCCUUCAGAUGACAUUGAGAUCAACUCAAUUUCAAAGAAUGUAACAAGGGAAAAGAAUGUUGAAGUAGAGUAA